This is a messenger RNA of Patiria miniata (bat star), 5918 nucleotides long. Its product is annotated as sphingosine-1-phosphate phosphatase 2-like. NCBI's taxonomy places the organism in Eukaryota, Metazoa, Echinodermata, Asteroidea, Valvatida, Asterinidae. Gene Ontology annotation, molecular function: sphingosine-1-phosphate phosphatase activity. The record is from RefSeq and is a predicted model, not a curated record. Gene Ontology annotation, cellular component: endoplasmic reticulum membrane. The transcript is spliced from 3 exons. Gene Ontology annotation, biological process: sphingosine metabolic process; phospholipid dephosphorylation. Bases 642 to 1886 code for a protein of 414 amino acids.
GAGCGGGGCUGUUUGAGGCGAAUCGGAUUGAAGCUGAUCAAGGCGCCUGUAUUAUUUCAGCAUCCAUAAUACAUGUAAUCAUAUUAAACUGAUUGUGAUAAGCUGAUUAUGAGGGAAAGUGACAACAGUGUCACUACUCAUCAGGGAUUUCCGCACAGUCCUCUUUCCCCGAUAGUAAGUUUGCACCACAAAGUAGGAUUAAUAAAAGGGAUGUUCUGCAACUUGUCUAUCACAUCCAAUUUUAGGAUAGGACUAAAUCCGCCUUCUUCCGUAUAUAAGUAGGUCGUCGUUCCGAACAAAAGAAAUAAAACAAUGGGCCACUUGACGUCCAAUAAAAAUAGUUCACAGCAUGGAAAGCAAACUGUGAGGUAAACGAACUUUUGUAGUCUCAUCUUGCAUGAAUAUGGGCGGGACAGUGAACUCAAUAGGUCAAACAUCCAGUGCAGUAAGUAAUAAUAUACACCUGAUCUGAUGACAACAACGGCACGCGGCGCGGCACGUACGUCGUCCGUGUAGUCGUACAGUUGCUAGCGCUAAGCACCAGCUAGCAACACGUACACGAAAUCAGGGGUCUGAUUCGGCUAAUGAUUCGAUCAAGGCCUAUUUAGUAAUAAGAAAGAAGCCAUUCAAAGUCAGCAAUCAUGAAGAUGACAUGGCCUAAAAUUUUCGGCUCUUCGUCGGAGGACAAUUCGUUGCCACUUUACGAUGCGUCCACCGUGGCAGGGCUUCAGCGAUUCUUUGGACUAUAUCCUGCACCAACAUUGGCGGAGAACGGAAUUCACUCAGUGGCCAACGGGACGAGUAACGACCAAUGCGCGGCGGGAAGCCAGGGGCCUACCGAAAAUGGCACCGUGGGGUCGGCAGGGGCUGAACACAACGGCACGGUGGUCGGAGCCGGGGUUGGGGCCAGGGCUGGGGCUAAACCGAAGUGCUACAUUGUCCGUAACAAGUGGUGGUUCCACCUGUUUUCCAUGGGGGCGAUGCUCGGUGACGACGUGUUUUAUUUCAUGAUUUUUCCCAUGGCAGUAGCAAAUCUAUCGUGGUGGGCCACCCGUCGUAUGUUCAUCCUUUGGGGCAUCUGCAUGUACAUCGGGCAGGCCAGCAAAGAGUUGUUGAAAUGGCCACGGCCAAGUGAGCCGCCAGUUGUGCGCUUGGAGAGACGGUACUUCAUGGAAUACGGUAUGCCCUCCACUCAUGCUAUGGUCGGUACAUUGAUGCCCUUCACAUAUUUGGCAGCUACUUGGAAUCAUUAUGAGUAUUCGCAUACUCUCGGUACCCUGUUGGCCUGUUCUUGGACUCUGCUGGUGUGCUUCAGUCGGCUCUACAAGGGAAUGCACUUCAUCCUGGACCUUGUUGUAGGCGUAACCUUAACCGCUGUUCUGAUGCUGCUCAUCUGGCCCUGGUUGGAUGUGAUUGACCACUUCCAGCUGACCCAUCCCCAGGCUCCAUUGGUCAUCAUCUCUACAGCCGUGUUCCUGUGCAUCUGCUACCCCAGCCACAACGGUGUGGCGGCCACACGAGCUGACACCAUCACCAUACUUGGCUCGGUCUCGGGGACCUUAUGUGGCUUCUGGCUCCUCCAUCGCGCAGGGAUGGUGCCCGAUGUUGUAGAGCCCCUGGGUGGGGUCAUCGCCUGGCCUGGGUUGGGCGUGGCCGGGGUGAUGUUCCUGAAGUACGCCUUUUGCCAGGUACUGGCACUCGCGGUGUACCUGUCCACCAGGGCACUCCUCCUGCAGGCCAUUCCUGUCGUCUUCAAUACUGAAAUCAAUGAGAACACCAAGAAGUUGUUGUUUGUGGAGCUGCCAUAUCGCUACAUCACCUUUCUAGUCCUGCUUUUCAGUACAUACACCAUUUGCCCUGUUGUGUUUGCCAAGUUAGGCGUAUAGUAACGUCUGUUUUUUGAAAGAUACAUUUCACUGAGAAACGAAUUAACCAUUCAAAUUAAUACGAAUUAUUAAUUCUUCUCAAUUCAUGAAAAUGAAAUAAAACUGCUUCAAACUGCUUACUGACUGGAUUGAACUGAAAAUACAAACCAACAAUUUUAAAGGGCCUAACGUUGGAUUCUAGCAGGACCUUUUUCAGAGGCAGAAUGACAGGGAUACAGAAACAAAAAGCAAGGGACACAAAAAGAAGCAUUCACGGGUGGAAGGGGAAACACAUUUCAGUCAAUAUACAGGCUUGCACAAAAUGACAUGUCUACUGGCCCUGUUGGAACCACUGUAACUUAAGACCCUCACAGGACAGGUUUUCUGAAAAUGUACCUGAAAUUGAAAAUAAAUCCGGGUGUGAAGUUAUGACAUGGGGGCCCACAGAUCUGCACAAAUAAUCUGAAAACUGUUUUCUGCAGUCCUUCAGUCAUAACCAGAAUAUCACCGAUACAAAGGCUCUAGUCGGGUUACAUUGCAUUUUUUUUUUUCGAUUGAAGCAUGAAACUCGGUGAUUUGAACUGUGUGAAUCGAACGUGUGUAUCAUAUUCAAAAAAUCUGGGUGGUUUUUUUCAUCACAGAUAUCUUUCAAUUCUCCUUGAAACUUUGGUAAAUGCAGAUUACGUAUUUAAAGUAUAACAAAGAAAAUAUAAAAUUUUGAAAAUCAAUGCAAAAUUAAUAUUUUAAAACUUAUAUUUUACAUGUACCUUCAUUAUAUACUUUGAACCAUCGAUAAGGAAUUCUGGUGCCUCGGUAUAACAUUUGUGAAACUGAAUGAAUGCCUUUUUUUCACGAAUGGAUUCGCGUAGUUCUUUGCGUCACAAACUAGCAGUACUAAGAGUUCCUGACAAAAGAUUCUGUUUGGGGAAGUACUUUCCUUUGUAUUUUUGUUUUGUAUUUUUAUUUUAUGCCCCCGGCACUUUCGAUAGGAAAUCUAUACCAGACAUUUUCCCGCCAAUGUGAUACUGGCUUUUUCUUUGUACUUGAACUGGAUUGGAACCAAGCAUGAUAUGUACAUGUACACCUUUAUAGUAGUGACUAGUGGAAUGAGGGUUGUGGUAGGUCGGGUAACAAAUCAUUGACAACAUUCAGAGUGAAUAACAUUCUAUUUUUGGCAAAGUCACCCAACAUAAGAUAGAAUCACAUUAAGUCAUUACAUAAACAAUGAGACUCUGACUUGAGUUCUUUGUAAAUGAAAAGACAUACGGCUUAAAGGGUAUUUUUUAAUAGUGCUUUAUAUACAUGGAUAAGGGUUAAGGUUCACCUUGAAUUGAGGCCGAAUGUCAUGGAUCUCAUAAAACUUAACAGUCCAUGAUUACACUAAAACAAAGUGCCUGCGACAAGCGGUAUAUUCAUCGCACAACAUUUUGUCAAGACGUUUGUGACAGGUUACAAGUUACCUUGAUACUUAAAGCCGUCUUAGAUUCACCUUUUAUGUUCAGGUUCUUAUACUAGAAUUCUCAAAAAAUGUGUGCAUUUAGUCUCAAGGGAAUGUGUUCAUAGCAAUUCUAGUCAAAAGACUAUGUUGUUUUCGUUUUCUCUUAACUUAAUUGUGUUCAGUACGUUCCUCGCGAAAUUGAUUUGUAAAUGAAAAGAAAAGUUGUACAUUUGGAGAAUACAAGAGCUUACAAUCGCUGUCUAUUCCUCUUGCACGUAAAACUGUCCAUGACAUUUUCUAUAUUACAUUGUGUUUAAAUGUAUUCUUGGCUUACGGUUUUUACGUAUAAAAAUAUCUCAUUAGUAUGCUUUGACGCUCUGAAAGGCUAGUUGAAAGGGGCUCAACUUUGUUGAAUCCAGCGUGACACUUUUCUCCUUAUACGUGUUCUAUAUUCUGUACAACACGGGGUCAAGUUUACUUACCUGUCCAAUAUCUGUUACAUUAUCACGCUAAUGAAGACACAGUGGACCCAAAAGUGGCCAACCAGUCUUGAUAAAAGAAGAGGUUGGGUCAUAGGUCUGCUGCUGUUUGAAAUGCGUGUGUGAUGUUUAUUGGAAGGUAUUUCAAAACUAAGCGUAUAUGGCAGAGCUCUUCGUAUUAUAUUAUAGAUUACUGUUUAUUUUACCAACGGUAAAGUCUGUUCUUAGAGUUUGGACCUUUUCAUGAAUUAUCCUGCUCGAUUUGUUUUAAUUUGAUUUCAAAGAGUGUACAUGUAAAUGAAUAGAAAUCUAGAUUAUUUUGUGCUUUCAUGCCUUUCGGUUGCCUACACGUAAUACAGCCAGCCACCCGGCCUUUUCCCGUGUUUUUAGUUAAUAUAUACUUUUAACCCACCAGUAUUUGAAGUGAUCUGUGUUAUAUAGCCUAAGCUUAAGACUAGUUUGCCCAGUUUUCCCAAGUGAUAAACGGUGUCACGUGACCGAAACAUUCCAUUUUUUUCUCAAGUGCGACAUGGUCUGUUACUUGUCAGUGAAUCGUGAUUUUACAUGAAGUGUUGCAGCUGUUGUUUGAUGUAUUAUAGUUCAGUGUUGUUUAUUUUCUGUAUUAAGCAUUAUCUGUGAUGCUAAGAAAAAUCAAAAUGACCAAAAUGGUCAUGUCAGGGUUUAAUUACAUAAAAUUAUGUUUUGCAUACAAAAGCCAUGUCAUGUAUGAUGUAUAUGAAAAGAAAAGACCGGCAUGUUUUAGAGUUGCUAGUUCUCACGAUGGCGCCAAGUAUAGACUUACUGUAUCAGCAUCAGCAAUCAACAGUAGCAAAUAUAAUACAACGCAGUGCAGACAUGAGUCAAUCGACUGCAUUUAGAAAACUGGGUCCGAUAAACAAUCGAUGACGCAUGCAGUUUUGGCUGAUAUGGAUCAUUGUCACGUGCUGCCCAAUUGAAAUUCACACAAUUCGAAAGAGAAUAAAUAUCCUUUUCCGGCAAAAGUCACAAUGAAACGGUUCUGUUGGCGUUGUCAAAUUCGCUCAGCUUUCGCUUUCACUAAUAGUGCGAUCCAACCGUAAUUUGGAACCAUGACAGUGUAAUUAUGACAGUUGAUGUGUUUGAUCUUGAGCAUAUGUUUUAUGAUUUUCGUUUCGAAAGUCUGUCGGUACAUUUACAUGACUUUGUGAGUAGUUUUGUUGCAUUAAUCCAAGGACACCAGUUUGCACUGGAUUAUGCCUGCAUUCAUGAGCAGUCUAUGAAUAUAUAGGCCUACAACAUGAAUAUGCUAAUUCAGUUCAGGUAUGACUCUAUGUGUUUGCAUCGCGUUUAGUAAUGGUGCGUGUAUGAGUGUUGCCAUCAGCACGAAGGCCCCCGUUGGGAAUCAAUGCAAUUUUUUAUAUUUUUUUUUAUAUUUGGUGCUCAUGGAUAUUACCAUAUUUUAUUUUGAAAUCACGUUUUGUGGACUCGUAGCCUAAUGAGUGAUUGAUUAUAUAUGUCAACAUUGGUCUCCAUGGUUCAAAUUUUUUUCUGUGGUUUAUUACAUUUUAAAGAAAACAAAACAUAGUUGGGUUUCUGUAUGCUUCAAUUUAACGGCUUUGCGCGUUAUUGCAGGUCUGAUCUGAGCCUAUAUAGUAAGCUCGUUGACACAGUGCUGGUUUUUGUAUAUGACCCAAUAUUUCGAGGACAGAAAGCAAGGAAUUGAAUACUGUUUCCGUGUGCAUGUCAUACUAUACAUGUAGUACACGUACAACUACAAGGCAUUCAGUGACCCAUGCACAGGUCAUGAUAUUCGUUUUCUGUCAUAAUAAGUGUAUUGGUGAAGAAAGAACCAGACGAUUGUGUCAAUGUACACAUUUUCUAUUAUGUUUCAGAUUAGUUGAGAUGUAUAUUAUUGUAGGUAUUGUAAAUUACUCAGGUAAACAUUAGAGAAAAGUUACUAAAUCAGUACAUAUGAUUUAUAUAUAUUUGAAAACGGAAACAAAAGAUGCGAAAUCGUAAAAAUACAUAAUAUAAAUCGACGUAUUUAUAGUAUAGAACGUUGUGCAGUGAUACAUGCAGUGAUGUGUUCUGUGAUAUUUACCUUAAGAGCUCGAUUGCUGAAUAUUUCAGUAAAGGACGGUUCUGAGAAAGUGAAAA